AUGCUACCCCCCAUGACACCAAAUGGACGUGACGCGAAGGACCUGACCAGGGAUGAAUUGUCCAACGAAGUCGUCGAAACUCUAUACGACAUCAUAUACCAGGCGCAUCAUUCGCAGGAUAAGACGUCACGCGCCCUCUUUGACGCAUGUGACAAACAUGUCGAGGACAACCACCUAGAACCCAGGGAUAGCGCUAUCCUAUACCGCUUUCUAGCCCACCUACAGCACGAGGACCGAGAGGGGGAGGAUCUCCUAAGUCGUUUCCAGCGCAUGCUCCGAGACUAUUUUGACAUCACUGUGGGGUAUGGCGACGAGGGCGACGACAUUGAACCCGCAGCUGGGCUCGAUGCGACGCAGAGAGAAACGCAGGCAGGGCCGGGACGGUUGCCGAGGACAACAAGUUUCGAUUCAUUCCUCGAUGUGACUGCUGACAAGGUUGCUGGGACUGACCAUGGUGGCCUUGCUCUACGCCCCAAUAGACAACCUCAGCAACACGCUCCGAACGGCCAUGGCGGCAGACCUAACAGGCAGCGUGCUACGUCAGACACAGAGGCGCAUUCGUAUCACCAAGCUGGACUUCCCAUUCGCAAUAGAGUGAAUGGAAUUGCGCCUCAACAGGCUAAUUCGGGUCCACAACGACCCCCUCACAAGCGUAGCGCUUCUGCUUCGAGUCGUGGCAGUUUGCAGAUUAGAAGAGGUGGACCGCUGACGUACAAGCCCACUGACGAUACGGACCAAGACAGUUCCACCGACCACACCACCAGUCUCGAUCUUUCCAAUAUCCAAAUACCUGGGGUGAAUGCGCCAAUACCUAAUGAACCUUACCAACCUGCGCGCCGAAAAUCCCAACCGCAGCGACCAUAUGUCUUCGAGCCGUUCAGACCCUCCGAUACGCAAUUGUUGGACAAUGCGGAAACCCUUGAACGACAGCGACUUCAUCGGGUGACGAGAGAAUGCAUAUGGACAUGGCGCCGUCGGACCCAAGAUCGUUUGAACAUGCGAGAGGAUAUGGAAAGGGCUGCUGCAGCAUUUGAACGUCGCACCCUGCUCAAAGCCUCUCUUUUGCAGCUGCGGGACACUGCGCUUGUAAGGCGAUCCAGCCGAGAAACAAAUCGCUUUUUUGAACGACUAGAAGCCAGAGCAGAUAAGGCUCGUAGUUUAUUUCUGCUCACAAAGGCCUUUACACACUGGGCGAAAUGUGCCGAAGAGGAGGUCCAGCGCACGUCGGUUGCGCGCCGGCACAUUCUGCGCACAAAGUUCUUCAAUGGAUGGCGCGAAAUCACAGCAGUCAACGAGCUCAAGAUUCAGCAUUUCGCUUUGGCGAAAUUCCUUUCCAUAUGGCGCGCACGCACCGCUGCGAUACGAGGCACUGAGCAACUCGCGGUUUCGUACAACGAAGACAAGAUCGUCCGGCGAACAUGGGAUACCUUGGUCAAAGAGUACCUUAGUAGAGGUGCAUCAAACUGGCACGACACACAAAUAGCCAGGACUACGUUGUUGAAAUGGCGUGAGAUAACUGAGAUUAUGAAAGAGAGAGAAACAUGGGCUACUGAUCGACGGGAUGGAAUAGUACUGCGGAGGACGUUCAAAGCGUGGCAGCAGAAAUCGGAUACUGCUCAAGCCCUGCAAUCUCAAGCAGAUGACUUCCGGAAAGCCAGCCUGCUUCGAACGGCUUUUCAUACGAUGCAGAAACAAGCACAGCUCGAACCCAAACUUCGCCAAUUCCAGACACAUGUCAAUACUCGCUUGCUUCGCUCGACUUUCGAGAAUUGGCGUAAAGAUGCUAAAUUAUCACGCCGAGCUCGCAUCAUUGAUCGCAUGCGACUUCUGCGUAAUGCCUACACGACCUGGAAUGACAAACUGCGUAUCAAGGCACUUGAAGAGCGUAUCAACGACCGCAUUCUCGUCGAAUGUUUGUACAAGUGGACUCUUGCGUCUCGAGUAUCCCUUUUUCAGCGUGUUCACGAUCGACAAAUCAAGAAGACAGUUUUCUUAUCUUGGGUCACAAAGACAAAUCAGCGUGCCAACACUCUCGACGCUGCUGAGAGGCGAUUCGCUCAGUUCAAGCGUGCCCAGCUGUUGCGGACAAGCUUGCGCAAGAUGGAAGCUAUUACUACAGAGAGAAGAGCUGAACAGUUUGCUGUAACAGCCGAGUAUCAACAAAGGUUGAAAGAACGCAUCUUUGCCAAACUCAAAGAAAGACAAGCGCAUUUCCAGCAGUUGAACCAAUGGUCGGCAGAUGCACACUACUACGUACUUUGUAAACAUACCCUGAAGAUUUGGAGCGAAGCUACGCAACUUGCACGUCGCAACCGCCGACGCGACACAUACUCUCAGGUCCGUAGAACGGUAAAGACUAAUCUCGUGCGAAGGGUGUUUGGACAUUGGAGAGACAAAGCAAGCCAUAUUGUAGGACUGAACCAAAGAGCAAAUGACAUGCUGGAGAACCGCACCAUACAAGCCAGUGCAGAAAUCAUUCAUCGAUGGCACGACCGCACGCUUAUCCUUCGCCAACAAGAUGCUCAGGCCACCAAUCUACAUGCCUUCAGGAUUACCUCCGCUUGCUUGGCCACAUGGUCGCAACGCAUAGAUGACAUUCGCAUGCUAGAGGGUCAAGCCAUUGCUCUCCGACAAGAAAGCACUGAGAUUAUGGCUGCAGGCGCCCUCAAGAAGAUGGGCUGGCGUCUCUGGAACAUCCAGAGACAAGAAGAUAACGCAAAAGCGUUAUUUAACAGAAAUUUUGAAAAGCAUGUCAGAGCUAUGGUUCGCUUUUGGGCGGAGCGUGCUACAGAGCGAUUUGCCGAACGGUCUGCAAGCCCGACGCCUAACAAACCGAGAGCGCGGAGAGCCGAUGACAGAGACCGUGGUGAUAGCAGGGGAGGUGGCGACGAUGCGGUCAGCACUGAGGGCAACAGAAGUCAUGGGAAACAGGGGGAUUUGGGGCCGUCUGGUGACGAAACCCAGUAUCUGGAGGCUUGGACGGCUUUUGACCAGGAUGCUUUGGAUCUGAACAAAGACCUUGAUCUCUCUCUUUCUCUCACACCAGAACAGCCUCCACGACACCCCAUCCUCACACCUAAUCCAUACACCCAGGCGCCUACACCAUCUUCUACGCGUCCACUAAAUUCCAUACUCCGCCGCCCAAACACGUACCCGCAACUGGAGCCAGUCCUGCGUCCUCCACCCGCAACCAUCAUCGAGGACGACGAGUCAGAUCUCGAUUUCGGAGACGGGCCCCAAUCAACUUUCUGGACAGGGACUCCCAUGCCACCAACAGCAAGCAAGCCCGGAUACCUGAAAACACCCUCAAAACGCAGUCUAGCCCGUGCCAAGCAUCCUGAACUUCCUGCUAGUCCCGAGAAGCAGCCUGUCUUCAGUCCUGUAAGGCGACCUUUGGCGUCAAUACUCGAACGAGAAAGAACCUCACGGUUAGGCACUAUGAGUGCUCCGCCUGUGCAGAGCUCAAGACCCACUAGUUUCGGCGGCAUAGGCGGCGUUACGAGUUUUGAAAGGAGGUUGAGAGAAGGCGGGUUUGGGGGCAGCGUCGCUGCUGGUAGUAGUAGUGCAGCGCGAGGGGGCAGGGUAAGAGGUGGUGCAAGACCUAGAGUGGGAUUUGGAAAUGUUAGUCAGAUGGGUUGA
Messenger RNA from Bipolaris oryzae ATCC 44560, 3639 nucleotides. RefSeq lists its product as uncharacterized. The record is from RefSeq and is a predicted model, not a curated record. Lineage: Eukaryota; Fungi; Ascomycota; Dothideomycetes; Pleosporales; Pleosporaceae. The transcript is spliced from 2 exons. The coding region runs from base 1 to 3639 and encodes 1212 amino acids.